AUGUUCACCAGGAUCUUGUUGGUGUGUCUGUCUCUCAGUCUGUACAGUUCAGGCUCCUCGCUGAGCUGCAGAUGGAUGGAUCAUAAGUUCAGACAGCACAGUAAAAACUCUUUGGAUCUAAUAGAAACGAUGGCUCAUAACUCCACUAACACCACUGAGCAUGCUGAAGUGAACUUCCCUAAUGAUCUGUACAGCCAGGCGUCCAGAUCAUCAGCUGAGGACAAACUCAGCUUCACAGUUCACAUUCUGGAGGAGAUGGCUGCCCUGUUUGAGGAGGAUCACAGCAAUGCAUCAUGGGAGGAGAGCACAGUGGACCACUUUCUCAUCCUUGUGACCCAGCAGGCCGACGGCCUUCACUCCUGUAUUACGAGCCACGGCCACAAGAAGAAGAACAAGAAGCUGCACAUGUAUUUCAAGAGACUCUCUCGUCACGUCCUGGAGCAAAUGGGCCACAGUGCUGAAUCCUGGGAGCUGAUCAGGAAGCAAAUGAAAACCCAUCUGACGAGAGCAGACCAGCUGGUUUCAUCUCUACUCACCAACUAA
This is a messenger RNA of Anoplopoma fimbria (sablefish), 543 nucleotides long. Its product is annotated as interferon a3-like. The coding region runs from base 1 to 543 and encodes 180 amino acids. Gene Ontology annotation, molecular function: cytokine receptor binding. The transcript is spliced from 5 exons. Gene Ontology annotation, cellular component: extracellular region. NCBI's taxonomy places the organism in Eukaryota, Metazoa, Chordata, Actinopteri, Perciformes, Anoplopomatidae. Gene Ontology annotation, biological process: defense response; response to exogenous dsRNA. The record is from RefSeq and is a predicted model, not a curated record.